This is a messenger RNA of Dioscorea cayenensis subsp. rotundata (Guinea yam), 2165 nucleotides long. RefSeq names its product ABC transporter G family member 14-like. Gene Ontology annotation, cellular component: membrane. Gene Ontology annotation, molecular function: ABC-type transporter activity; ATP hydrolysis activity; ATP binding. Lineage: Eukaryota; Viridiplantae; Streptophyta; Magnoliopsida; Dioscoreales; Dioscoreaceae. The record is from RefSeq and is a predicted model, not a curated record.
CUUGUUCCCAUCUCUCAUUUCUCUCCACAUCCACCAAACAAAGACUACAUCCAAAAGCCACUUCUCUUCUCCCCCAUGUCUCACAUGAAGCCAGACUCUAACUCUCCUCUCUCCUUUCCUCUCACUCUCAAGUUUGAGGAGGUGGUAUACAAGGUGAGAGUUGGGGAAGAAGGGUGGCUGAGUAGUUGCUAUGGAGGUGGGCAAAAGAACGUGAAUGAGAAAAGUAUACUUAAUGGGAUAAGUGGGGUGGUGUCACCUGGGGAGAUGCUGGCUAUGCUUGGGCCUUCAGGGAGUGGUAAGACCACUCUACUUACAGCUCUUGGUGGUAGGCUAACUGGCAAACUUUCAGGCAAGAUCACGUACAAUGGCCAGCCAUUUUCCGGCAGUGUUAAGCGCAGGACUGGAUUUGUCACACAACAUGAUGUUCUCUACCCACAUCUUACAGUCACUGAAACACUUGUUUUCACUGCAUUGCUUCGCUUGCCUGGUUCUUUGACUAAGGCUGAGAAAGUGAGUCAAGCGAGGAGUGUUAUGGAGCAGCUGGGGCUGGACCGGGUGGCACAGAGCAUGAUCGGUGGGCCGUUGUUCCGUGGGUUGUCCGGCGGGGAACGUAAGCGGGUCAGCAUUGGAUUGGAGAUGCUGGUGAACCCAAGUUUGCUUCUUGUUGAUGAACCAACCUCUGGUUUGGACUCAACAACGGCCUUGCGCAUUAUGAGAAUUCUCCGGGGGCUUGCUGUGGACGGUGGCCGGACUGUGGUUGUCACCAUUCACCAACCGUCUAACCGGAUAUACAACAUGUUUGACAAGCUUGUGGUGCUUUCUGAAGGAAGUCCUAUAUAUUAUGGUCAGGGUUCUUUAGUUCUUGACUACUUUUCAUCCAUUGGUUUUUCUUUCCCUGUCUCUGUCAACCCUGCUGAAUUACUGCUUGAUCUUGCUAAUGGUAUUCCACCGGACUCGGAACAACCAGUCGAGAAUGGCGUUGAGCUCGAAUGCCGGAAAUCAGUGAAAGAGAAGCUCAUCUCUGCUUAUAAUAAGAACAUAUCAAACAAAUUGAAAGAAGAGCUCUUAUCCAUAAAUGACAACAGGAACAACAGCAAUAGUAGUGUUUUGAGUAAUGCAGAGAAGAAGAAGAAGAAGAGGAGAAAGGAAGAAUGGUGCACAAAUUGGUGGGAACAAUUCACUGUGCUACUGAGAAGAGGGCUGAAGGAGAGAAGAUAUGAUUCAUUCAACAAUCUUAGGAUAUUCCAGGUUAUCAGUGUGGCCUCUCUUGGUGGCCUCCUCUGGUGGCACACCCCUCAAUCCCACAUCCAAGACAGGGUAUCUCUUCUCUUCUUCUUCUCUGUGUUCUGGGGCUUCUACCCACUCUACAAUGCCGUAUUCACCUUCCCACAAGAACGUUCCAUGCUCAUCAAAGAGCGGUCCUCGGGCAUGUACCGUCUUUCAUCAUACUUCCUUGCCCGCACGGCUGGAGACCUCCCGAUGGAGCUCGGUCUUCCCACGGCAUUUGUCGUGAUCAUCUACUGGAUGGGUGGCCUUAAGGCCGAUCCUGCCACCUUUGUCCUCUCGCUCAUCGUUGUCCUGUACUCUGUGCUUGUCGCACAGAGCCUUGGCUUGGCUGUUGGUGCAAUUCUCAUGGAUGUCAAACAGGCCACCACACUCGCCUCUGUCACCACCCUCAUUUUCCUCGUGGCCGGUGGCUACUAUGUUCAACAAAUACCAUCAUUCAUUGUGUGGCUCAAGUACUUGAGCUACAGCUACUACUGCUACAAGCUCCUUCUCAAUGUCCAGUUUGAUGAAAAUGAUCGCUACCAAUGCCCGGAUGGGACCACUUGCAGGGUGGCAGAUUACCCAGCGAUCAAGUCUGUGGGGUUCACCGAUGUUUGGAUGGAUGUCGGCAUCAUGGCUCUCAUGCUGGUCGGAUAUCGACUCAUCGCCUACUUGGCUCUGCGCAGAUUGAGUCCAAGGUAGAUAGCAUGUAGCGGGAAAAUGGCGAUAUCAACUGUUUCAGUGAUCGAGAUGAAACUAGAAAUAGAUAAUGGGACAUUACAAGUGCCCGGAAACAAUUAGCUUUGGCUGCUUGCAGAUGAAUGAAUCCUGCAUACCUCCUCCUGCGUUCACAAUCAAAUUCCUGUAUAAAUACAGAGAUAUCGUCAAAAUGAGAAUUA